UGUCAAAUGACAGAAAGUCAUGCUUUUACAGAAAACUGUCACGCGGCGAACUAAAUUUUCAGUCACUUUGUUCUUGAAAAAUCACACAUUUGUUGCUCAAUUUAGUACAAAUGUUGACUUAAGUGUCCCACGUUAUGAAAUUAUUUUUUUGUAUUCGUUUUACAAUUUGUCGAUUACAGGUCACUGUUUUGCUGCUGUCACCUGUCAAUUUUCUAGGUUAUGUUUUGAUAGCCCCCAGAAUGACGUCCCUACGCUCGCAAAUGCGUUACAUGAACCCCUACGACAUACACAAGGCCAUUAUCAACGAAUACGUGCUUAACCGGCCCGGUGACACCCAAUUAUUACAACGCGAUGCCUCAAAAGACCGCACUGACAUUGAUGUCCUUAAAGCCAACCACCGGUUCCUYUGGGACGACUCAGCCCCCGAUACAUGGGAAGCUCAAUUUGCCAAAAAGUACUACGACAAGCUUUUCAAAGAGUAUUGCAUCGCAGAUCUCACUUAUUACAAGGAAAAUAAGAUUGCCCUGCGGUGGCGAAUCGAGCAAGAGGUGAUUGUGGGCAAGGGCCAGUUUAGUUGUGGGAAUAAAAAAUGUGACGAGAGAGAGAAUUUGAGGACUUGGGAGGUGAAUUUUGCUUAUAGGGAGCAAGGAGAGAAGAAGAAUGCGUUAGUGAAGAUUAGGCUGUGUCCCGAUUGUUCCCUCAAAUUGAACUUCAGGAGCAAAAAAKGCGAAGUUAAACGACUGAAGAAGAAGAAGAAAGUGAAGAAACGGGAGAAGAGCGAAGAGCGGGUGGAGGAGGGCGAGACAAGUCAUUCGGAGCCCCAGGAGACAAGUGACUCGCCUUGGGAUCACCACAAACCGGAAGAAAUUAAGACACGGGAGGAAGAAAUGGAAGAUUAUCUUCAAGAUUUGCUUUUGUAACAAAGAUUUCAGCUUUUUUAUUGUUUUUAUUUGUAUUUGUGACCAAAGCACAAUAAAUAAACACAAAACUAUACAAAUAA
Messenger RNA from Tribolium madens (black flour beetle), 1000 nucleotides. Its product is annotated as protein FRA10AC1 homolog. The record is from RefSeq and is a predicted model, not a curated record. Gene Ontology annotation, molecular function: phosphatase activity. The transcript has 3 exons. NCBI's taxonomy places the organism in Eukaryota, Metazoa, Arthropoda, Insecta, Coleoptera, Tenebrionidae. Bases 135 to 920 code for a protein of 261 amino acids. Gene Ontology annotation, biological process: dephosphorylation.